AGUAGCAAACUUGUGCCACACGCCGUUAGGUGGCCCUGUCGUGAAUGCGGCAGCCGUCACAGACAUAGACGCACCGAUUCGACGCUGGUGUGUGUGUUGCAUGUGGAGGAGGCGCACUUGCACUCGCACUCGCACUGCAGCAGUCGCAGUCGCAGCGACGUCAGCGCAAACAACACAACGGUAGUUGGGCACCUACACUCCUUGUGCCCGGCCUAGCCAGGGCAACAAUACAAACAUUUUUUGCUUUUCCUUUAUAAAUGCCGUCGCGCGGGAAUCGUCUCUUUGUAGGUAUGCGUGUGUGUGUGUGUGUGAAAACAGCAAACACGUAGCAAUAACGAUACGAAAAAACGUAAGGCAAAAUAUUGCAAAUAGAGUGCACUUUCACAUUGCUGUACAGCCGAUCGACUGCGGCGACAGCGCCAACGUUAACGUCAGCGCCAACAUUGGCUUGUCUUUGUGAACGACGCGACGGCCGCCUUACGGCUGCUUCCUGCCUUUGACUUUUAUUGUGUCACGCGUUUGCCGAAAACAAAAAAAAUAUAUCAAUAUGUAUAUAUAAAUAAGAAUAAAACAUAACUCCGUUAGGGCUGGCUAGUGAAAGUCUAUUUUUCAAUAUGCAAUAAGGAUGUCCUCGAUUCUUAUAGUCCGCGACAGCUGCCCAAAAUCUCCUCGAACGUAAAAUUCAACUUCUGGUUCUCCGGAAAUAAAUAACCGGAACCACGCAACGAACGCACAAUGAAUUUCACACCCUUUGGGAACACGUUUCCGGGCCUUCCACAGUUCACGACGACGACGUCGCCGUUGGUGUCGACGGUAACUGCCGCUGUGGCCGUUGCCGAUGCCGAUGUGACUGCGGCCAACAACAACAAUCAACAGCAACAACAGGAGCCCGGCGGCAGCGCAAAUCGCUACCAACAACAACAACAACAACACCAGCAACAGCAACAACAGCAGCAGGUGACGUCGGGCGUAUCUAUGGCGCACUUCAGCCAGCCCAGCAGCAGCGCCGCCGCCGGCAGCAAGUUUCGCAGCGGGCAGGAGGAGGCGCUGCAGGGCGAUAAAUACAAUGGGCAUUUGCAGCAGCAGCAGCAACAGCAGCAGCAACAACAACAACAGCCGCAAUAUGCAACAGUCUAUGCAGCCAGCGCCACGACGAGCGCUGUGGAUGCUCUGCAGGCGAGCAGCUCCGGACAGCAGCAGCAGCAACAACAACAACAACAGCAGCAGCAGCAGCAGCUGCAACAGCAACAAGUGGUAGCGCCGCAGGAGCUGACACAGGAUCUAUGCAAUGCCAUAUUGCAGCAACAAGUGCUACAGAAUACCUCCUGGCAAACGAUCACGCCCGGCACCACCGUCGCCGACUACCUCUCGCAUCUUCCAGCCAACACGUUGCCGCUGUCGCUGCACCACUUUCUCAAGUACUCCGCGGAGACCAUCAAAAAGGAGAACCAGCAGAAUGUGGUGCUGCAGGUGCAGACGGGACCAGGCGCCGCCAUUGGCAUCAACACGAUUGGCACAACGACAACCAUAAGCAUACCUCAGCAGGAGCAGCAGCCGCUGCAUCAGCAACAGCAGCAGCAGCAGCAGCAACAACAGCAGCAGCAGGCAACACUGCAGUUGCAGUCGCAGGUCGCUGUGGCGAGCACCUCGACAGCCGUAAGUGGUGUCAAGAAGAAGAAGCGCAAAAAGCGCUCGAAAGAGCGCAAGCCAAAGCUGCGUCCCGGCGAGAUUCGCAUGGGCACUGCACUGGACGGCAGUCCGCUCUAUAUGUGCCCCGAAUGUCAUGUGGCCUAUCCGGAGCCGGAGUUGCUCGAGGUGCAUCUGGUGGGGCACAAUCUGGAGCGGCGCUAUGUAUGCGAUAUAUGUCAGGCAUCGCUCAAGCGCAAGGAUCAUUUGACGAGGCACAAACAGUCGCACAAUCCGGAACGGCCAUACAUCUGCACGGUCUGUUUGAAGGCCUUUAAGCGCAAGGAGCAGCUGAGCCUGCACUUUGUCAUCCAUUCGGGCGAGAAGCGACAUCAGUGCCAGGAAUGCGGCAAAGGCUUCUAUCGCAAGGAUCACCUGCGCAAACACACACGCUCCCACAUAGCCAGGCGCGUCAAGGCCGAGCUAAAUAGUCAUGUGCGGCGCGAGAACGGCACCAGCAUGUUGCAGCCGGUGGUGACGGCUGCCACAACGGCGGCCGUGCAGCAUGCCAAUCAGCAGCAGCUACAACUACAGCAGCAACAGCAGCAGCAACAGCAGCAACAACAGCAGCAACAACAGCAGCAACAACAGCAGCAGCAACAACAACAACAACAUCACAUUGUCGUCAGCCAACAACAACAGCAACAAGCAACUGGGCAGCAGCAACAACAGCAAAUGCUAAAUUAGCCAAAUGAUUUUUGUAAAGUCAGUUAAAUCAAAAUUCAAAAACCCCUUGACACAUUUGAACAUGCAACAUGCAACACGAGACAGCAACAACUGUUGCUGCUGCUCGCAACAAAUUCAAGUCCAAAAAAAAAAACUCUCUCUCGGUCCACGCAAUUUAAUUGACUCACGCAAAUCGGAUACAAGAAUAUCGUUGACGAUAUUCAGCAAUACAAUAGCUAAUAUUUGAAGGACCUCCCAUUAUUGGGGGGCAUCGUUCAAUACUGUACAAUUAUUCCUAGGAAACAACGUGACACAAAGCUAGUCCUAAAAAAGUGCUAUACACCUGGGACCUGAAGCUUAAUUAACUUGAUUUUUAUAUAAAAUAAAUUUAUAGCGAUCGCUCGCACAAUUUGCAAAAAUUCAAAAAUGAAACAGUUCCCAUAUUCCUAUGCAAUAAUUUGAACUAUUCAUCAUCAAAAUAAUAAUGUAAAUAUUCUUUUUAUCGAGCGAUCAUUGUAAAUAAUCGUAUAGCAAAAAUGUAACAGCUAAAAGUAAUCAAUUCUAUUGUGAAGGAUUGUUCGUCUUCUUGUUUAAAUAAGUCCAACUGUUCUUAUUAUUAUUAUACAACUUUUACCAAUUAAGUUCAAACAUGAAAACUGUAUAAUAAUGGUAAAAAGCGAUAGUCGAUACCAUUUUAUAAACUUCAUAGGUCCGAAUAUUGGUCCUUUGUUUCGUGUCCAAAUUACAGGGUAUAAUUAUUUAUUCGAUAUGUUUUCAAAUCGUCAAUAUUAUUUUAUAUAAAACAAUUAAACUUCAAGUAAAGGUCCCAGAGAGCCGAUGUGAUAUUCUGUCGGCCGUACUUUUAAGACAAAUGUGCAAAGAGAUUAUAAUUUUAUAUGCGAAUCGCGUAUUUUAGUAAAAUGUAUUUUUGUAUAAAAGUGAAUCUAUGUAAAUAUCUGAAAGAUCAAAGAACACGGUGUAAAUGCAGCAAACUAUUUAUGUACUCUUAAUAACGAAACAAAGCGCAAUUUAGCUAUAAGUACGAACUAGAUACUAUGAAUGUCCUUCGACUUUUGAUAACACCGAUUAAAACAUUUGUAAAUACA
This is a messenger RNA of Drosophila virilis, 3458 nucleotides long. NCBI's taxonomy places the organism in Eukaryota, Metazoa, Arthropoda, Insecta, Diptera, Drosophilidae. The record is from RefSeq and is a predicted model, not a curated record.